AAGCUGGGCGGGACUUCCGGGGCGGUGGUUGCAUCAGAUUCUGGGAAGCCGGCGCCGCGGCUGCUGGUUUGUAAUUCCUACGAUGUCAGGUUCCUCUGGGGAGCAGGCUCCCGCCUACAGGUCCAUCCUGAGCAUUAGUGACGAGGCAGCCAGGGUGCGGGCCCUGAACGAGCACCUCAGCACGCGUAGCUAUGUCCAGGGGUACUCACUGUCCCAGGCAGACGUGGACGUGUUCAGGCAGCUCUCGGCCCCUCCCGCCGACACGCGCCUCUUCCACGUGGCUCGGUGGUUCAGGCACAUGGAAGCGAUCCUGGGUGGCGCCGGCGGCAGAGGCGAGCCCUGUGGGCGCCAAGCAAGUAAAGGUCGGCGGGGGCAGCCUCAGUGGUCUCCUCCGGCCGGGUCUCCGCCGUGCAAGCUCCGCCUUUACAACAGCCUCACCCGGAACAAGGACGUGUUUAUACCUCAAAACGGGAAGAAGGUGACGUGGUACUGCUGUGGGCCUACCGUCUACGACGCGUCUCACAUGGGGCACGCCAGGUCCUACAUUUCCUUCGACAUCCUGAGGAGAGUGCUGCAGGACUACUUCGGGUUCGACGUGUUCUACUGCAUGAACAUCACGGACAUCGACGACAAGAUCAUCAAGAGGGCCCGGCAGAACUACCUGUUUGAGCAGUACCGGGGGAAGCAGCCGCGGGCGGCCCAGCUCCUGGAGGAUGUUCAUGCCGCCCUGAAGCCGUUUUCGGCCAAGUUAAACGAGACCACGGACCCGGACAGAAAGCAAAUGCUGGAGCGCACUCAGCGCGCGGUGGAGCUGGCCGCAGAGCCCCUGGAGAGAGCCGUGCGGGGCGGCCUCCCGGCAGAGGAGGCCGCCCGCUGCGCAGAGGUGUUGUUGGAAGAAGCAAAAGAUUUGCUCUCUGACUGGCUGGACUGCACACUGGGCAGCGAAGUCACGGACAAUUCUAUUUUCUCCAAACUGCCCAAGUUCUGGGAAGAAGAAUUCCACAGAGACAUGGAGACCCUGAACGUUCUCCCUCCGGACGUCCUGACCCGGGUGAGUGAAUAUGUGCCGGAGAUCGUGAACUUUGUCCAGAGGAUCGUGGACAACGGCUACGGCUACGUUUCCAAUGGGUCCGUCUACUUUGACACCGUGAAGUUUGCUUCCAGCGAGAGACACUCCUACGGGAAGCUCGUGCCCGAGGCUGUUGGGGACCAGAAAGCCCUGCAGGAAGGGGAAGGUGACCUGAGCGUCUCGGCAGACCGCCUGAGUGAGAAGCGGUCCCCCAAUGACUUCGCUCUGUGGAAAGCCUCCAAGCCCGGCGAGCCGUCCUGGCCGUGCCCGUGGGGAAAGGGGCGUCCGGGAUGGCACAUCGAGUGCUCGGCCAUGGCAAGCGCUCUCCUGGGAGCCUCGAUGGACAUUCACGGAGGGGGCUUCGACCUCCGGUUCCCCCACCACGACAACGAGCUGGCCCAGUCAGAGGCCUACUUCGACAACGACUGCUGGGUCCGCUAUUUCCUCCACACGGGCCACCUGACCAUCGCGGGCUGCAAGAUGUCCAAAUCGCUCAAGAACUUCAUCACCAUCAAAGACGCCUUGCAGAAGCACUCAGGUAAGAACUUGGCCUCUCCCAGAGACCCGAGCGCCCCUCUUGUUGGAUGCGCGAUGGCGGUGGCUGCUCGGGAGGCUGGGGGGACCGCUGUGCCGUCUCCUCCCCCAGCGCGGCAGCUGCGGCUGGCCUUCCUCAUGCACUCGUGGAAGGACACGCUGGACUACUCGAGCAACACCAUGGAGUCCGCGCUUCAGUACGAGAAGUUCAUGAACGAGUUUUUCUUAAAUGUGAAAGACAUCCUCCGAGCUCCUGUUGACAUAACCGGUCGGUUUGAAAAGUGGGAAGACGAAGAGUCGGAGCUGAACAAGAGCUUUUACGACAAGAAGACGGCGGUGCACGAGGCCCUCUGUGAUAACGUCGACACGCGCACGGUCCUGGAAGAGAUGCGGGCUCUGGUCGGCCAGUGCAACCUCUACAUGGCGGCCCGGAAGGCCGCGAGGAGGAGGCCCAACCGGGCUCUGCUGGAGAGCAUCGCUCGGUACCUCACCCACAUGCUCAAGGUCUUUGGGGCCAUAGAAGAGGAGAGCUCCCUGGGAUUCCCGCUCAGAGGACCUGGGAGCAGCCUAAAUCUCGAGUCCACGGUCAUGCCCUACCUGCAGGUGUUGUCGGAGUUCCGAGAAGGCGUGCGGAAGAUCGCCCGAGAGCAGAAGGUCCCUGAGGUCCUGAAGCUCAGCGAUGCCCUGCGGGACGACAUCCUGCCCGAGCUCGGGGUGCGGCUCGAAGAUCACGAAGGGCUGCCGACCGUGGUCAAGCUGGGGGACAGAGAGACCUUGCUGAAGGAGAGAGAGGAGAAGAGACGGGUCGAAGAAGAGAAGAGGAAGAAGAAAGAGGGGGCCGCCCGGAAAAAACAGGAACAAGAGGCGGCGAAACUGGCCAAGAUGAAGAUCUCACCCAGUGAGAUGUUCUUGUCAGAGACUGACAAAUACUCCAAGUUUGAUGAAAACGGUCUGCCCACACAUGACAGCGAGGGCAAAGAGCUGAGCAAAGGGCAAGCCAAGAAGCUGAAGAAGCUUCUGGAAGCUCAGGAGAGGCUCCACAAGGAGUACCUGCAGAUGGUUCAAAACGGAAGCUUCAAAUGAAACAGCGGGGGACUCGGUUUUGACACCAAGCCGUCGGCGGCCUGACGGCUUUCUCUCUGCGUCCUUAGUGACACUGCCCCACGCUCGACGAUGUUGACAGUGGCCCUCGGGUCCCAAAGUGAGAAUUGUGUCCACCUGCCGUCGUCGGCUCUGAGACUCCGUAAUAAACUUUUCCAGGCA
Molecule: messenger RNA, 2866 nt
Organism: Leopardus geoffroyi (Geoffroy's cat)
Lineage: Eukaryota; Metazoa; Chordata; Mammalia; Carnivora; Felidae
Gene: CARS1
Product: cysteinyl-tRNA synthetase 1
Exons: 22
Coding region: 83-2686 (867 amino acids)
Biological process (GO): cysteinyl-tRNA aminoacylation
Cellular component (GO): cytoplasm
Molecular function (GO): cysteine-tRNA ligase activity; ATP binding
Source: RefSeq, a predicted model, not a curated record